UGGACCCAGCUGAAGAACCUUAUUCAAAGUCUCUUCUUUUCAACUUCUCUCUCUCUCUACAGUGAAUGGUGUUAGCGGUGGUGGUCUCCACUCUCCAGUGUACGACAGUGGGCGGCGCAGUAAUCUCCAUUCUUCAAGUAGAUCACACUGAGCACUGCAUAAUUGCAUAUGUUUUUUCCCUCCCUAUAUCUUCGCUUCCUGUUUGAACGAAUUCCAGUUGAUUCAUAGCCGUUGCGGCGUGGUUUAUAAGUUCCGGAGCGAGACGGAUCCGAUGUUGAAUGACGGAGGAGCUUACCCUGGUUCCAGCAACGCGCAGUUUAAUAUGGCGGAGAUCUGGCCGUUUCCGAUCAGUACCGGAGGAGCGACGUCGCCGUAUGCGUUGGCGCCGGCGGAGGAGGAUGUGAAUGCGAUGAGUGAUCCCAUGGUUAUCGACCGGAGAGUGAGUCAGAGCGGCGGCGACGGCGGAGGACGGAAGCGCAAGGAGGAGGAUGAAUCUGCUAAGGGAGGAGCGGGAGCCUCGACUAGCGGCAACGGCUUGCAGAGUGAAGAUGACAGUAAACGGUUAAAGACCGGUGGACAGAACAAGAUUCCUCGGUCCAAAGCUGAUGGGGAAGGAGCUUCUGGAAAGCAAGCAGAACAAGCUGCAAAGGCAGCGGAACCGCCUAAAGAUUACAUUCAUGUUAGAGCUAGGAGGGGACAAGCAACUGAUAGUCACAGCCUAGCAGAAAGAGCUAGGAGAGAGAAAAUAAGCGAGAGGAUGAAAAUUCUACAAAAUUUAGUCCCUGGCUGCAACAAGGUUAUUGGCAAAGCGUCGGUCCUUGAUGAGAUAAUUAAUUAUGUCCAAUCAUUACAACACCAAGUCGAGUUUCUAUCAAUGAAGCUCGAGGCAGUGAAUUCAAGAAUACCCCCCGGGAUUGAAGGAUUACCAUCAAAAGAUUUUCCCCCGCAAAUCUUCGAUACAUCUGGCUUGGCGUUCGGUUCGCAAGCUACAAGGGAAUAUGGUAGCAGCACAUCACCUGAUUGGUUACAUAUGCAGACUGGAGGUGGAUUUGAAAGAACAUGAAUAAACAGCACACUGCAAUUCUUGCUAGUUCUGAAUAAGAGCAUUAAAGGGCUUGUCUCAGUGCUGCAGCUUUUUUGGAGUGCUUUUAUUCUUAAAUAUAAAUUGCUUUUAUUCUCUUUUGUAAAAAAAAAUAAAAAUAAAAAAUUAUUUUUAUUGCUAUACAAGAGAUAAGUGGGGUUUUUGUUUUUGUU
Messenger RNA from Ipomoea nil (Japanese morning glory), 1254 nucleotides. RefSeq names its product transcription factor BPE-like. The transcript has 6 exons. Lineage: Eukaryota; Viridiplantae; Streptophyta; Magnoliopsida; Solanales; Convolvulaceae. Gene Ontology annotation, biological process: regulation of DNA-templated transcription. The record is from RefSeq and is a predicted model, not a curated record. Gene Ontology annotation, cellular component: nucleus. Gene Ontology annotation, molecular function: protein dimerization activity; DNA-binding transcription factor activity. Bases 272 to 1063 code for a protein of 263 amino acids.